Colletotrichum orchidophilum is the source of this 1197-nucleotide messenger RNA. RefSeq lists its product as uncharacterized. The record is from RefSeq and is a predicted model, not a curated record. The coding region runs from base 1 to 1197 and encodes 398 amino acids. The transcript has a single exon. Lineage: Eukaryota; Fungi; Ascomycota; Sordariomycetes; Glomerellales; Glomerellaceae.
AUGGAAAUUGCUUUCCGAGGAAAUGCGAUACCUCAUUCCUGUUUCCGUAGGUAUAUUGACCUGAUCUCCGAAGUUGGAGGUUCGCAAUCACAUGCCAAAUCAGGCAUCCUGUCAUCACGUGGUGAUAGUGAUAAGCCAUCCCCAACAGCCUGGAACCGCUCCACCGUGGCGCCCAAUGGCUCUCCAGCUAGCUCCCGUGCUUCCCUGCAGCUCAUCCUCGAAACCUCCGACCGCAGCUCUCAUCUAACUCCAGGAAAAGAUGACAGUCAGCUCGACACGAGUGACAACGUCAACACCAACACCUCGACUCCCCGCCCUCCUCGCCAACCAUUUUGGGAUUACAACUCCUCUUGUAAGGAGCACGCGACCUCGGAGGAACUCUACCGUCUAAUGAUGGCCGAUGUCCAGACAUCCCCGCGCCCCGAGGCCGAACAGCCCGCCCAGGCGCCUUUGUCGUCGUCGUCACAAGACCAGAAGCCUGCCCUUGCCGGCUCACCCGAUAACAAGCUCGGCACCGAUACUAUAACUGCCAUCAUUCCUGUAGUGGAGACAGAUGCCGCAGCUGAGAACGAGGCCGAUGCCGAGGCCCUUUUGCCCAAGCUCGAUCCCGCCGGUUUCUUCACCCUCAUCUCCAACUCGACGGCGAACACCACCCACCACCCGACUGUCAAGUACAUCUUUCUGGACGAUGACCCCGAUACCCUCACGGCCGCCCUCGCAGCGCAUCACUCCUCGAACCAAAUCUCGACUCCCUCGGCCUCGGCCUCAACCUCCAAGUCCGGACCCGGAAAGAACCUGAACCCGAACCGAGCCGUCCUCCUCGAUGUCGUUCCCGGCGAAGACGACCAAUGGAAAGUGUCAUCAGUCGCUAGCCUUAGUGCAGACUUUGCUGUGACCGACGCCAGCAUAUCUCGACAGGAGGGCGAGAAGGAGGGCGGGCUGGUCCUCAAGAUUGAGGGCGUCGAAAGCGAGGGUGCUACGACGAUGCUCGACAAAGAAAAGGAUCGUGCUGAGAGUUUGCCCAGCUCCAAUAGCGGUGUUGCCAAGUCUGGUGGCGAGGAGUACGGACCUCUCCUCGAGGAUUUUGAGCGCAAGAUGAGUGUGCUUCGGCGGGUUGUCAAGGCUGGUGAGGGUCGGGCUGAGAGCGCUCGUGAGACGAAGCCUUCUGAUGCCGAGGUUGAGCCGACCGAGGAAUGA